AUUACUAAACAAAGAAGAAGGCAGAAGUUGCCUAUUUAAAGUCGACUAGUACAGGCACGUAAGCGCGCAGUUCUAUCACCAACUUCUCAAGUUAAAGACCUUCCAGAAUUUGCGGUCAAAACUUUGCAAUACUCAACAGCCAUGAACACUAAGAUAAUGAUGAUGCUUGUCCUGGCUUCGAUUUUGGUUGGAACUUCCUUUAGCGCACCUCAGUUUCUCGGACGCCCCGGAGGAUUUAGACGACCGGGAUUCGGAGGACCUGGUUUCGGGGGAGCUAAUGCUGCAGGAUUCGGAAACGGAUUUGUUCAAAAUAACCAAGCAGUCGGAACAGGAACCGGAAUUGCAAACGCAGGGCCAGGUGGAUUUGGUAUCGGUCUCGGAGUAGGUGCUGGUGUAGCAACUCCGAUCGGUAAUUUUGCUUUCGGAGACGGACAGAGUAUUUCGGCUGGGAAAUAAACGCAUGAAG
Messenger RNA from Daphnia pulex (common water flea), 466 nucleotides. Its product is annotated as glycine-rich cell wall structural protein 1-like. Lineage: Eukaryota; Metazoa; Arthropoda; Branchiopoda; Diplostraca; Daphniidae. The record is from RefSeq and is a predicted model, not a curated record. The transcript has 5 exons. Bases 142 to 456 code for a protein of 104 amino acids.